Molecule: messenger RNA, 3872 nt
Organism: Pararge aegeria (speckled wood butterfly)
Lineage: Eukaryota; Metazoa; Arthropoda; Insecta; Lepidoptera; Nymphalidae
Gene: Cep135
Product: centrosomal protein of 135 kDa
Exons: 2
Coding region: 188-3442 (1084 amino acids)
Source: RefSeq, a predicted model, not a curated record
CGUUAGGUACUUCCUGGAGUAGGUACCGGCAGCAGUUUGGCGAUUGGUGUUUGUAUUUGUAAAGUCAACAUCAGUACAAUUUGGUUUUCAUUUUUAGCAUACAUUAAUUAUACGUAGUGCACAAUCUACUCGAUUUUGAUGAAUUAGUAACUGCCUUAUACGUUUUUAAAUCUUUGACUUUUUCAAUAUGAGUGAGGCUUAUUUUGAUUUAAAAAGAAAACUCGAAGAACUUGGUUACAAUAGUACAUUACCGGUAGACGCAGUAUCUUUGGUAGAAUGUAUACUUGCCGAUUUACUCCAAACGACGCGCAGUUUACAGCAUUAUAUGGACCUCUCUAAAGAAGCUCUCUUGCAGCGAGAUUCCUUGAUGAUGGAAGCAGAACCUUAUAAGUGUGACAAUGUUAGACUUAUACAAGAGAAUAACCACCUACAUAGAGAGUUAAUGCAACUAAAAGAAGAAAACCUAAAAGUUACCAAAGACAGCCGGAGAAAAAUUAAGACUUUAACCGAUGAGGUCUCAAAAAAGGAAACAAUAAUUAGUAAACUACAACAUGAUAUACGGGACUUGAGUUUGAGAGGCUUGUGUGCAGAAACACAAAGCAGCCGAAAUAAGAGUAGAAGGAAGGAUGGAGGUGAUUGCCAAUCAUCGAAACUUUGUAUUUGUAAUGAAAAAAGUGAAUCUGUAGACAAAAAUAUUCUAGAACUCAACAAAGUAAUUCAGACAUUGCAAGAAAAUAACAGUCAGUAUAUUGAUGAUAUUGCAUUACUCAAAAGUCAAAUUGAAUAUAGAGACAGUGAAAUCAUUAGACUAAAUAUACUUUUAGAAGGAGGAAGACCUCUAGGAGCAUUAUGUAAAGACUUCUACUGUGAGAAACCAGAUGCAAAAAUACAAAAAGUAAUAAAACAAGUAAAAGAACUUGAAAAAGCAAAUGAAAACAUGAAAAAAGAAAUUGAGAACAGUCUAGAAAAGCAGCAUGAAGCUAUGCUCCGUGCUUUAGCUUUAUCUGAUAAGAAUAAAACUUUACAGGAGGAGUUGCAAAAAGUUGACAGAUUAGCUCUCAAAGUAGAAGAUGAUUGUAAUAAACGAUUGGCUUCUGCAAUGAAUGAAAUCAAUUUUUUGCAAACUAGAAUAGAGGGGUUGACUUUAAAGAAUUCAGAAUUGGAAAGAGAAUUAACACAUAGAUCUUAUAAAGAAAGCUACUCAGAAAUAAAAAAAUAUCAAGAAUCAUUAAGUCUUGCAUUAAAAGAGAAGGAUGUUUUACAAAGAGAAAUCAAAGAUUUACUUGAACUAAACAAAAGUUUACAGGAUAAAUUACUUUGUUUGUCUGAAGUCAAUAAAAAUUUCAAUACAAAAGUGAGAACUGAGACUGAAUUUCAUAAAGAUACUCCAAAUUGUGUUAUGAAAAAUGAAUUGAAGAGUCUUUUGGAAGAUGAAAGGAAAAAAUAUGAGACUUAUAUAAUGAAUAUUCAAGAUAACUUGACCGAAACUAUGAAACUUUUUAAAAGCAAUACUACUAGUAUGGAGAAGGGGAACCAUCUCAGUCCUAACAUGUCUUCUAACAAUGCUUUCAUUAGGGAUUUGCAUUCUAAAUUAUGUGAGAGUGAACAAAAGAUACUUAUGUUGAAAAAAGAAAAUGAUGAAUUAAAAGCUAAAAUGGACAUCCAACAGGACUUUAAUAGGCAUAAUUAUAAAGAUAUUGUAAGUCACCUUAAUAUAGAAAACACUGAAUUGUCAAAGGAAAAUAUUUUACUUAGUCAACGAUUGAGUCAAUAUAAAUCUUUGAACUCUAAUGAUAAGGAUAACUCCUAUAAACAAACAUCUGCAAGACUGACUGCGAAAAUUGAGGAUAUGACUAAAGAAAUACAGUUAUUAAAAAAAGACAAACAAAAAUAUAACUUACUGUAUAAAGAAGCAACAGAAUUAUCUGAUAAGUUAAAAAGAGAUUUAAUACAUAAACAAAAUGAAAUUGAACAUUUAGAUGAAGAAAAUCGUUCUUAUAAAAUGACUAACAGAACUGGAAAAGCUUCAGCGGAGCAACUUAAAGAAGAAUGUAACUUUCUAAAAGAACAAAUAAAAAGACUGCAAACAGAUUAUAUCAAUGAAAAAACAUUAGCUAACCAAAUAAAAAAUAUACAAUUAGAAACUGAACGAAAUAGUUCUGACGUACAACAUGAAUUCUUAUCAACUCAAAAAAAACUUAGUUUAUCUAUAGAUACCAUUCAAAGUUUGGAAAAGAAAUGUAAAGAUUUGCAAUCAGAAAUACUGAAACUCAAGAAUGAUAAGUUACAUUUAAUAGAUAAUAUAAAGGUAAUGGACAAAGAACGUGAUAAAUUAGUUAUUGAAUUAGACAACAAAACAGAAAAUAUUGGUGUUUUAGAACAUAAUAUACAAUCACAGUCAUAUGAUAUAAAGAAGCUAGAAAAUGAAAUUGCAGAUAUGAAAAGAAAACUUACUUUGAAUAAAGUUACUGAACACAAAGUAGUUGAUUAUGAAUCACAAAUUAAAUUCUUAAAUGGAGAAAUACUAAGGAUAACACAACAAUUCGAUACUGCUGUUAUGGAAAAUAAACAUUUACAAAACAGUUUAGCGGAUUCUAAUGGUGCAUUAAAGUUGACAAAAAUUGAAUUAGAGAAAUCGAAGAAAGAUGUAGAUGGUUUGAAGCAGCAACUACAGCAUUAUGUUGCAGAGAUCCGAAGGAUUGAGGAUCUGCUAUCACAAAAAGAAGCUGAAAGGUCUGAUAUGCUUGAACAUUUUGCUAGCCUCUCUGUAGAAGCCAAUAUAUUAGAAAAUACUAACCAUUCCUUAGAAAGCGAAUCAGCCUCUAAAUCGUUGCAGUUACAAACAUAUGUAAAUAAAAUACAAAAUUUGGAGGAAAAGCUAAUAGACAAAAAUAACAUAAUUGAAAGUCAAUUGGCUCGAAUCUCAGAAAUGACAUGUACAAUAAGCCAGUUAGAAAGUGAAAUAAAGUUAAUUACUGAAGAAAAAGUCAUUCUUGGGCAAAAUGUAUCUUACCUUAAGCAAUUGUGCAGUAAUCUGCAAGCAAAUAAAAAUACUGGUGGUAUAGGGAGCAGUGAUUCAGAAUUAAAAUUAUAUGAAAAUAGAAUCAAAACACUUUCAAGCUCUAAAGGUAAACUAGAAUCAGAAAAAGAACAACUAAAGGACAAUUUAUUGACUGCAGAAACUUUAUUAUCUAAUGCAAGAAGGGAAAUUGUAGAGUUGAAAUUGGCAUUACAAGAUGCAACAGCAGAAACUAAGUCAUUACAGGAACAUCUCAGACUAAACUCUCAGAAUGAAGACAUUGAAGAGAACAUCUUAUCACAGGAGAAGCUAGAGGUCCCUCUUAUAUUAGGAGAAACAAUUGAAGAAUUAAGUCAUGAAGAUGAUGACAGUGAUCACUAUCACCAUAGACAUUCAAAAUAUAUAUACAGUAGUACACUUUGAGUAAGGUAUUGGAGGUAUGAUGUAAAAAGAGCACUAACAGACCAGUGUAGUACAAUAUAAGCAAUGAUUGUUGUGCAAUAUAUUGUUAUUUAUUCAGAGUUAUAAAUGUUAAUCUUAAAGUCAACACAACAUAAAAAAAUCUGCAUGACACACUCAUUUGUAAUUGUAUGUUAUUAUAAAAAUUUGAAAGUGUUUUUUUUACAUUGAAUCAAUAUCAUGCUAACCUAAACAAAAGCAAUUGAUUAUGUAUUGAAUUUCUGAUAAUAUUAAUUAGACUUAAGUGACCAAACAUGUUUAUGUUUUUACUUGUACUAUGUAGUUUAUGAAAAUUGGUUGGUUAAUUUAUUGAUCAGUGGUAAUGGAAUAUGGAUAGACUAUGGAAUGUAUGUAAAUUAAACAUAAAGCAUUUAUUAAACACGAAUGAGUUAAU